ACAUGGGUGAGCUACAACAAGUAUACUUCCGUUUUUGCUCUUCCUCGGUUUCCUGUGUCACAUUUAUUGUUUCCCCCAUCAGAAGUGCACAUUUACAGACAUGCUGAGUUGUUUCAAAGAUAAAGUUGGUGAUGUUUUAUUACCAGGAGAUGUAUUUUCUUUUCAAAUGCCUGAAAGUAUCACUGACAGCAAACCCGAGAAAGUCGUUUGUGGACCAGGGCUUCGGCGAAACGGAGAUGAAGUUCUCGUUUGCAAAAGCGGAAUCCUCCGACAUAAACAACCGAAUCUGUACUGGAUAGACUCUCAGCAAAGGCGGUAUGUUCCAGGGAAGGGAGAGAGUGUGAUUGGCAUCAUAACUGCCAAGUCAGGUGACAUCUUCAAGGUGGAUGUAGGGGGGAGUGAGCAGGCAUCACUCUCCUACCUGGCCUUUGAGGGGGCUACCAAGAGGAAUAGACCUAAUGUGCAGGUGGGGGACCUGGUGUACUCCCAGUUCAUCAUUGCCAACAAAGACAUGGAGCCGGAGCUGGUGUGUAUAGACAGCUGUGGACGAGCCAACGGGAUGGGGGUGUUUGGAGCAGGGGGGCUUCUCUUCAAGGUGUCCCUGGGACUUGUACGCAGGCUGCUAGCGCCCCAGAGUGAAAUAGCCAAGGACCUGGAGAAAAUGUUCCCCUUUGAAAUUGUGGUGGGGAUGAAUGGGCGGGUGUGGGUCAAGGCCAAGACCAUCCAGCAGACCCUCAUCGUGGCCAACUUGCUGGAGAGCUGUGAGAACAUGACGGCCCAGCAGCGGCAGACGCUCUUCAGAAGGGUGGCCGAUGGAUCCAUCUAGGCUAGGGGACCACUCUGCUCCGGAGAAGGAUGUUCGAGAACUGUCUGAAUUAGUGGGGUUUGUCUCAAUCAUUUGAAGGCAAGGAGGCAUUGGUGUGGUCAUCUCCUUUCCUUGUCUCCUCUACUCUGACUACUGAGCUAAAAGGACCCGAUUGAUGAAUGCAGUGGAGUUGAAACUUAUCAAGUCAAAGGGGAUUUUGACCCCAGUGUGUUUGCGCUGUGUGAACAAUCACUUAUUCUGAUAUUUUUUACAUCUUGUGUACCCGUGAGUAAGGACAGUGGCCUUUUGUUUGUCAACUCUUUAUUUUUUGAGAAAUAAAUAAUGAAUCUGUGUUGAUUGAAAAACAAAAAAGCAGUGUUCAUGUUCAAACCAGUCCACAAGGGGGCACCACUUUCAUUUGCUAGCUGUCAUCUGCUGGCAAGAAGUGAGACUCGAUUGAUGACUGUAUGCAGGAAAAAACCUCCCAUACUGUGUGGGAGGGGUAACUAACAGAUCACAGAUGACAUUGAGCAGGACCUAUUCAAGGAAGAGUGACUAACUCACACACCCACCCUCAUUAAGCUUGUGUACAUACAGUUGAAGUCGGAACCUUACAUACACUUAGGGUGGAGUCAUUAAAACUCGUUUUUCAA
Messenger RNA from Coregonus clupeaformis (lake whitefish), 1458 nucleotides. Its product is annotated as exosome complex component RRP40. Bases 101 to 826 code for a protein of 241 amino acids. Gene Ontology annotation, molecular function: RNA binding. Gene Ontology annotation, cellular component: nuclear exosome (RNase complex); cytoplasmic exosome (RNase complex). Gene Ontology annotation, biological process: nuclear polyadenylation-dependent rRNA catabolic process; CUT catabolic process; U4 snRNA 3'-end processing. Lineage: Eukaryota; Metazoa; Chordata; Actinopteri; Salmoniformes; Salmonidae. The transcript has 4 exons. The record is from RefSeq and is a predicted model, not a curated record.